Messenger RNA from Arachis stenosperma, 2054 nucleotides. RefSeq lists its product as uncharacterized. The record is from RefSeq and is a predicted model, not a curated record. Bases 91 to 1980 code for a protein of 629 amino acids. NCBI's taxonomy places the organism in Eukaryota, Viridiplantae, Streptophyta, Magnoliopsida, Fabales, Fabaceae. The transcript has a single exon.
CGCUCGGUUUCCCAAGUUUCGCAUCGACGUUGGCCUCUCGCAUGUCUUCAUCACCAUUUCAUUUCAACCCACACACCAGCAACAAGUGCGAUGGUCACUCUCCUAGGCCCACCUGAAAUCUACAAUCCUAAACCAAAAUCCUUCCUAACCCCAACCUCCACCGCCACCACCACAACCCCAAUCGAACCCUCUGAUCCCUUCAUUGACGUAAUGGUUUCAAAAUUCAACACCAGAACCACCAUCCAACCAAAACCACCAAUGGGAUUCACCGAAAACAACUCCGCAACCUUCUUGUCAUCCGGCAACCCAUGCCUCGACUUCUUCUUCCACGUCGUCCCCGACACUCCCCCGGACUCCGUCAGAGAGAGGCUCCACGUGGCAUGGGCCCACAACCCCCUCACCACACUCAAACUAAUCUGUAACCUCCGAGGCGUCCGUGGCACCGGCAAGUCCGAUCGCGAUGGCUUCUACGCCGCUGCCACGUGGCUAUUCUCUAACCACCCUAAGACACUCGCAGCCAACGUCCCCUCCCUCGCCGAUUUUGGAUAUUUCAAAGACCUCCCUGAGAUACUCUACAGGCUUCUAGAAGGUUCCGAUGUGCGCAGUCAUCAGAAGCAGCGGUGGCUUAGCGUUAAACGAUCCAGCAAGAGGAACAGGCUAAAGAGGAGGCCAUUCAAAUCAAAGCCCUUACAGAAGGUUUCGGAUCCUGUGGCGGAGAAAGAGAAGGCCCAUGCUUUGAGGGAAGAGAGGAAACUCGCCAUGGCCAAGAAACUCCUCGAUCGUUACAACAGCGAUGAGAAUUUUCGGCUCCUCCACGAUAGCGUCUCGGAUCACUUCGCCGAUUGUUUGGAAAAUGAUCUCCAGAAUCUGAAUUCCGGUGCGUUGACCAAGAUCAGUCUUGCAGCAAAGUGGUGCCCUUCGGUUGAUUCUUCUUUUGACCGAUCAACGUUGUUGUGCGAGACUAUUGCCACGAGGAUCUUCCCUCGCAACGGUAACCCUGAAUAUGAAGGAAUCGAGGAGGCGCAUUAUGUUUACAGGGUCCGCGAUCGGUUGAGGAAAGACGUUCUUGUCCCUCUGAGGAAGGUUCUAGAACUUCCCGAGGUUUUCAUGGGUGCGAACCGUUGGGAUUCAAUCCCGUACAACAGAGUCGCCUCCGUGGCCAUGAAGUUAUAUAAGGAGAAGUUCUUAAAGCAUGACAAAGAAAGGUUUGAGAAGUACCUCGAGGACGUGAAGUCAGGGAAGACUACCAUUGCAGCCGGCGCUUUACUUCCUCACGAGAUUAUUAGGUCUUUGGGGGACGGAGAUGGCGGUGAGGUGGCAGAGCUACAGUGGAGCAGAAUGGUGAGUGACAUGCUCAGUAAAGGUAAGAUGAAGAACUGUUUGGCUGUGUGUGAUGUUUCUGGGAGCAUGGAUGGGGUCCCCAUGGAGGUUUCUGUGGCAUUGGGACUAUUGGUGUCUGAAUUGAAUGAGGAACCAUGGAAGGGAAAGGUUAUCACAUUCAGCGAGGAACCUAAGCUUCAUUUGAUUGAAGGCGAAGAUCUUCGUUCCAAGGCUGAGUUUAUUAAGGAGAUGGAGUGGGGAGGAAACACAGAUUUUCAGGCUGUAUUUGAUCGCAUUUUAGAGGUGGCUGUGAAUGGAAAAUUGAAAGCAGAUCAGAUGAUUAAGAGGGUAUUUGUGUUCAGUGACAUGGAGUUCGAUCAAGCAUCCGCAAACCCUUGGGAGACUGACUACCAAGCAAUUAUUAGAAAAUAUAGUGAGAAAGGUUAUGGCUCUGCCGUUCCUCAGAUUGUUUUCUGGAAUCUAAGGGAUUCGAGGGCCACUCCGGUGCCAUCCACCCAGCAAGGAGUGGCGCUCGUGAGUGGGUUCUCUAAGAAUCUGUUGAGCUUGUUCAUGGACAAUGAUGGCGAAAUAAGUCCUGAAGCUUCCAUGGAAACUGCAAUUGCUGGCCCGGAGUAUCAGAAACUUGUUGUGCUAGAUUAAUUUCGUACCUUAAAUAGAGUUUUCUUGAUAAUUGCAGAUGAGCAGUUGAAUUAAAUAAAAUGAAUUAUCCUUAA